GCCGCCGCCCAACCGCCCGCCGCUCCGGAGCGCAGCCCACCAGCCGGCCGAGGCCGCGUCGCGGGGGGACUGCUGCUGGGCCGUCAGAGCGGCGGCAGGAAAUGACCUAGAGGCCUUAGAAUACAUUUCUGCAUCUUAUAUACUCUACAAUCAAGAAAAAUGAACCCCGAAAGCACCACUUAGUAAUAUUAAAAGGAAACUACCUCAGCACCGAGAAGGAAAAGUGGAAAGGCUUGCAAUAAAAGGAAAAGAAAACAUAAGUUAUGAAUAAUGUGUAGUAGCGAAGACUCUAGAAAACAAAUUUGCUUUUUUUCUCAGUAUUAAGAUGGGAUUUGACUGACAGGCUCUGUCAAACCAGGAAGUUACUUUGUCUGCUGAUGUUAAGGCUCAGUGGCUCUUCAAAAACAGUCAUAGUCUGCAUUAAUGAUCACUGUUGAGCAGUGAUUUUGCUCUUCCUCUCCUAAUACUUACUGAAGAAAUUUAUAACUAUGGUACAACUUUUUAAAUGUGAGUUUUCUUCAGUUUAAAACAAUGUUAACAUCAGGUGUCAGAAAUGCAUUGACAGGAAAACUCCAGCAGAUGGCUUUUUUGUCCUGUGUGUUGCAGUUAUUUCCUGGGUGCCCACUGUAGAAUGCUAAGGAGGAAUUAGUAUUUUUAGUUACCACCGCUUGCUUUUACGAUUAUAAUUUGUAAUUGCAGCAGUGCUGCAUUUGAACAGUGAAUUGUACAAGUCAGCAAAACUGCUGCCAUUCUCACUACUGACACCUAUUACCUAGGUUUUUUUUUCAAAUGCUUCCCAUGAAAAUUAUGUGCAUACCCCUCUACUACUGCUACACGUAGAUGGAUUUCCGAGUGAGCAGCUCAUGAGAACAAAUUAAUUCAAAAAACCCUUGGCCAAGUACUUCCUUAUGUAUUGCUGCAGUGCACAAGAAAGUAAAAUGGACUACAAGCGGCGCUUUUUGCUUGGCGGGUCCAAGCAAAAAGGGCAGCAACACCAGCAGUAUCAAGUGCCAGAACUAGGCAAGACUCUGGGUGCCUCCUUAGCAUCUUCAGCUCCAACAUCUCCUCUCGUUUCCCUGGCUGCUGCUGGCAGCUGCAGUCAUGCGACUCCAAUCGCAGACCUCCAGCAGGGAAUCUCCAAAUACCUAGAUGCACUCAAUGUAUUUUGCCGUGCAAGCACUUUCCUCACAGACCUUUUCAGCAGUGUAUUCCGGAACUCGCACUAUUCUAAGGCAGCUAUGCAACUGAAGGACGUGCAGGAACAUGUCAUGGAAGCAGCAAGUCGACUCACAGCAGCAAUAAAACCAGAAAUCGCAAAAAUGCUCAUGGAACUUAGUGCUGGAGCAGCCAACUUUAAAGAUCAGAAUGAGUUCAGCCUACAGGACAUUGAGGUACUUGGACGCUGCUUUUUGACCGUGAUGCAGGUUCAUUUUCAGUUUCUAUCCCAGGCUUUGCAGAAAGUCCAGCCAGUGGCUCAGUCAUGCUUCACUGAGGCUGCAGCCCAGGAAAGAAAAAAUUCUAGCAUGAGUGAGACAUCCAGCGCAAGCCCCACGACUGAACUAGAUGAAGCAGUGCGGUCAUGGAAGGGAGCAACAGAGGCCACUUCACGGCUUCGAGAGAAAGAGCGGGGUCGUGAUGGCUGUUUGGCUGGCAUCGAAGUCCAGCAGCUCUUCUGCUCCCAGAAUGUGGCAAUCCCAGAGCACCAGCUGAAAGAAUUGAACUUGAAAACAGACAGUGCUUUGCAGGCGUAUAAGAUUGCUUUGGAAAGUUUGGGUCACUGUGAAUAUGCAAUGAAGGCGGGUUUCCACUUGAAUCCAAAGGCAAUUGAAGCAAGCUUGCAGGGCUGUUGCAGUGAGGCUGAAGCCCAGCAGACUGGACGGAGACAGACUCCCUCUCAGCCGAUUCAGUGUGAGCUGCCAACAGUUCCCAUCCAGAUAGGGGCCCACUUUCUGAAGGGCAUAUCCUUCAAUGAAUCUGCAGCAGAUAACUUAAAGCUGAAAACGCACACUAUGAUACAACUAAUUAAAGAAGCUGGUUACCAUAAUGGAAUGACCCCAAGAGAUGACUCUCCUGUGACAGAAGUCCUGAACCAAGUUUGCCCUUCUACAUGGCGGGGAGCGUGUAAGACUGCUGUACAAUUGUUGUUUGGACAAGCUGGGCUGGUGGUUGUAGAUACAGCACAGAUUGAAAACAAAGAAGCCUAUGCACCACAAAUCAGUUUAGAAGGCUCCAGAAUUGUGGUUCAAGUCCCAUCAACUUGGUGCCUGAAGGAAGACCCUGCAACCAUGUCUCUGCUGCAGAGAAGCCUGGAUCCGGAGAAAACAUUAGGACUGGUAGAUGUACUUUAUACUGCAGUGUUUGACCUAAAUCGCUGGAAAGAAGGAAGGGAGCAAGCAUUGCCCUAUAUUCAGAUCCAGCUCCAACGUGAGAUCUCUGACUUUGGGGGUCACACUGACUUACCAUCUGGAAAUGGCGGUAAAGCAACAGGUGGUUUGCAGAAGACUUUCUCAAAGCUGACAUCGCGAUUUACCAAAAAAACUUCUUGUACAAGUUCAAACAACAGUGGAAGUUACUCCAUCCCUAAUAUACCUUCUAAAACCCUUUUUAUAGCUAACAACUCAGAGGAGAAAGCAAAACUACCAAGCAACAUGGAUGCUCGACUGCAAAGCAUUUUGAACCUUGGCAACUUUCCGAGGGCUCUUGAGCCUGCCCAGCUGAUGCAGAGCUCAAACCAUCAUGGAGUCAAUGGGCUCCUUGAAAGGCAGGAGGGGGGCAUAAUAGAAGAUGGUAAGGAUGCCAAAGGCAUGAAUUUACCAACUGACCAGGAAAUGCAGGAGGUCAUUGAUUUCCUUUCGGGUUUCAACAUGGGCAAGUCCCAACAGACUUCUCCGUUGAUGAGAAGAAGGACCUCGGUUGCCUCCUCUUCUGCUGCAGCAGAACAGAAACCAGCUGCUGUGCAGCUGCCGCCACCACAGUCUUCAUCUCACACCCCACUACACCAUCUCCAGCCAAGGCUGCCCCAGCAGCCCCAUGCCCAGAAACCCCAGCAGCAGCAGCAGCAGCACUAUCAGCCCUUGCGCCAGCCCAUCGGGACACAGCAGCGCCCGCCCAGUAAGUGGCCGGCUGGUUCCAGUCAGCCAUCAGGCCAGACAGUUGGGCCCGGGCUGUCCCCUCUGCCUCAGUGGAGCAGCCAUGCCUUUUCUGAUCUGAGCUCUGACUUAUACAGCCUGGGCCUUGUGAACAGCUACAUGGAUACCAUGAUGUCAGAGAUGCUGGGGCAGAAACCUCAAGGGCCUAGAAACAACACGUGGCCAAAUCGUGACCAAAGUGAUGGAAUCUUUGGGGUGCUGGGAGAAUUUCUGCCUUUUGACCCUGCAGUUGGCUCAGAUCCAGAGUUUGCCCGCUAUGUGGCCGGAGUCAGCCAGGCCAUGCAGCAGAAAAGGCAGGCACAGCACUUCCGCCGCCCCAGCAAUGCACGUGGCAACUGGUCUCAUCCUGACGACCUCCACAGGACCUGGCCCUUCCCAGAUUAUUUCACAGAUGGGGAGAUGGCCAGUAGCUGGUCAGGGACGCAAGGGGACUCUGCAAGCUCCAGCGAUGAGACCUCCUCAGCCAAUGGAGACAGCUUGUUUUCCAUGUUCUCAGGGCCUGACAUUGUGGCUGCUGUCAAACAAAGGAGGAAACACAGCAGUGGGGAACAAGACACAAGCACACUUCCUUCACCACCACUCCUUUCCACAGUGGAUGAUCACAACCAGGACAAUAAAACCAAAACUUGGCCCCCGAAGGCUCCUUGGCAGCACACGCAGCCAGGCCAGAAUAUGUCUUUGUAUCAGCUAAGCAGCCCUGCCAGCCACUGGAGCGACACCAUGCAGAUUCUGCCGUCUCCCGUUUGGUCAGCUGCCAGCGACUGCGCUCCGUCAACAGGGAUGGCCUCCCCUUUUGCCUACGCGCAGCAACCACAGCAGUCGCCACCGCUGCCCCUGUCUCAGCACAAGCAGGUGAACAAGGGCUUUAAACCUUUUCCAGGCAAGCACGAACGCAGGCCAUCCUACAUGCAUCAGUACUGACGUUCCUUCUCCUCCUCCUCCUCCUCCUCCUCACGAGGGAGGGAGGCCGCAGGGGACCAAAGUCUCCGGUAUGGUGCAUGCUUGCUUUCCCAGCUGUGCGGUGGGGGCUGUCUGCUGGGUGUUCAGGGGGCGACCAUUUCUGGUGGCGAUCCUCUCGUUCUUUACACCCGAUGUCUACGCAACAGCCCUAAACUGUGACCCUCUCAAAGCAUAUGGACUCCCCUGUUAAAAAACGGUGACACUCUUACCACAGAAAACACUGUAUUUUAUAGCUAUUUUUUCAUAUAGAUUUAUAGUUACCAUUUCUUGCUAAAACAGAUUUGAGUAUUUUUAAGCCAAUUUAGCAGUUUUGCUCAACACUCAUUUUCUUCAGAUUUCUAAUUGACAAAAUUAUAAAGUCUUCGCUCUGACUUUAGCAGGCUGUGAUAGCUUUUUUAAUGCAGUAGUUGUUAGUGCCGCACAAACUCUUUGAAACAGGAGUGGGGCAAAACAACAACAACAGCAAAACAACAACAACUGAAAAUCUGAUUCUUUCCGGUUAUUUGGUCUGUGCAAAACAACUGGAACCGCUCUGGUUCUGUGAAAAGUCAUCUGGCCAAUCAGCGAGCACAGUUCACCUCCCAAAGUCUUUUGGUGGGUGCUGUUUGCGACACUACACUUGAUACUUUUGCAUUUGGCCAAAGGCAUUAUCCAUGCAGUGCUCCUUAAAUGUUUGAAAGGAUAGUUAAGACUACUUGCAAAUGUAAGUCUUAUUCCAAUGCUAGACUUAGUGUGUAAAAACAUGAGCUGGCUCAGAAGAGAGAGAACUUAAAACACUAUUUUUCGUAGUGCUAAGGAUUCAAAUAAACUACUUUCAGUCAAUAUGUGCCAUUACAUAAAUGAACCUGUGGAAUUAGAGAUAUCUUCCAACCAAAGUGGAUCUGGGGAAUGACUGGUGCUUCAAUUGGAAAAAAAGGUAAAUAUGUAUAGCGAUCCCAUUGUAUAUUAAUUGAAGUGAGAGAAGUCUUUAUAAAAACCUAUUUAAAUUUUCAUAUUUCAUCUUUGAAAGAGUAAUUAUAAAUCACAAUAUUUUCUGGUAUAAAGGUUUUUGACAGUAUUAAUAUUAUUUUUAUAUUUUCUUAAUUCAUAUCAUUCUAAUACAUUGACAAGUAAAAUGGGUUAUUAGUUAUAAAUACAUAUAGUUUUUGAUGAAGAUAAAAGCACAUUUAAGUUCCCAUUUUCUACAAACUUACAUGUGUAUAUUAAAGAUACCAAAUUAUAUAUAAAUAUAUAUAAAUACAAUGAAAAACACUAAAUGUUGGGGUGGAUAGUGUUAAGGCCCAUCCACCUUCUGCUUGUGUGCCGACUGGCCAUCUUGGCGGGCCUAAAAUGUUACUCUUUGUGCUGGUUAAGGAUGCCAAUGUUGCCUGUAUUUAUGAUAUUGUCACCUUGUCUCCUGAAAUCUCAUCCUUACCAUGUUUACAGAAUUGUUUGCUGUGCAUAACUUUACAGUCAUGUGCUUUGCACAAUCAGUGUGGCUUUUGUCUGUACAUUGUUAAUGUUCUGUACUUUCUGCUAAAAUGUUGGUGAAUUUAAAAAGUGGUUUUGAGUCUCCUCAAGUAUACCAUUGAAAACUUGCAUUGGACCUUAAAAUUGAUUGCAGUUGUAUGCCACAAGGCUUUAAGUCAAAGUACAGAUAUAUGUUGUGUUGAAAUUCCCUAUAGAGCAUUUAAGCUGCUGUUGCGGUUGAGUGACAAAUGCAUCCAUUGGCAAUUUCUAAAAUUGAACUUAAAUAGUAGAAA
Molecule: messenger RNA, 5851 nt
Organism: Candoia aspera
Lineage: Eukaryota; Metazoa; Chordata; Lepidosauria; Squamata; Candoiidae
Gene: GARRE1
Product: granule associated Rac and RHOG effector 1
Exons: 14
Coding region: 909-4070 (1053 amino acids)
Biological process (GO): Rac protein signal transduction
Molecular function (GO): CCR4-NOT complex binding
Source: RefSeq, a predicted model, not a curated record